CCGCUCUCUCGCUCGCUCGCGCCUGACGGAAGGAGCGAAAGUUUACUCCGGAUUACUCCACACGAACGCUUUGCGGCGCCGUUUCCGAGCUUUCCGACAUGUUUUCCGUUUCGUGCGAGCUCCGGGGCGACGUGCACGACCGAGACGAGGCCGGAAUGUGAUCUCAGAAGGCUCGUGUUGUUGUUUUGUUUUGCUUUGGUUUGUUUGUUUGUCCGCGGGGACGCUGGAGCGGUUACACGGCGGAUUUAUCGACGCUAACGCGGAGACUUGCCUCCGCUCGAGCCCUUAACUUCUCCGGACGUCAGGAGGGGAUUUACACGGCACGACGACACUUUAUAAACAUACACAAAAACAAAUUUAAAUAUUUACAUUUAUAUACCGAAACGUUUUUUAGUUGUUGUUGUUGCAUUUUUUCCACAACCCCCCAAUGAACAUGAGCGGCAGAAGGGCGCUCGGUUUGCGAUAUGAGAUCGAUAUUGUCGGUAAUACCGGAGCUGUGAGCCGAGCCCGGGCUCCAGGCGCCCUGCGCCGCAGUGUGAGGGAUUAAAACCCCGGCGCUCAGUGUACUGCUGCGGCCCGGUGAUCCAGCAGGCCUGGCACAACAUCGCCUCAUAUCGGGCUUCGUAUAAUUUGAUAUAUUUUUUAGAUUUUCUUUUGCGCCUUUUUCGGUUAAAUUCCGCGACAAAUCGACGGUCCUUUUCCUCAUUGCGCAGUCCAGCUGGUCACUGACUCUCAUGGGACCUGAGAAGUUUUUUUGAGCCGCAUUUGUUAUUGUUAUUAUUAUUAUUAUUAUUUUUAUUGUUUCUCCUCACGGGUUUGGACACAAAUCGCUUCUGUGACUGACACCAAGCCGAGCGAACAUGUCGGAGAACGCACCUACACGGAGUCUGGAUGAGAUCGACCUGGCAGCCCUGAGGGAUCCAGCAGGAAUCUUUGAGCUGGUGGAGGUCGUGGGCAAUGGAACCUACGGGCAGGUGUACAAGGGUCGCCAUGUAAAGACGGGCCAGCUGGCUGCUAUCAAGGUGAUGGACGUCACCGAGGAGGAAGAGGAGGAGAUCAAGGCCGAGAUCAACAUGCUGAAGAAGUACAGCCACCACCGCAACAUCGCCACCUACUACGGCGCCUUCGUCAAGAAGAGUCCGCCCGGCCACGACGACCAGCUCUGGCUGGUGAUGGAGUUCUGCGGUGCUGGUUCGGUGACAGACCUGGUCAAGAACACUAAAGGAAACUCCCUAAAGGAGGACUGGAUUGCUUACAUCUGCCGAGAGAUUCUAAGGGGCUUGUCACACCUGCAUGCACAUAAGGUCAUCCACAGAGACAUCAAAGGCCAGAAUGUUCUUCUGACCGAGAACGCAGAGGUCAAGCUCGUGGAUUUUGGUGUGAGUGCUCAGUUGGACCGGACCGUAGGCAGGAGGAACACCUUCAUCGGCACUCCCUACUGGAUGGCACCUGAGGUCAUCGCCUGUGACGAGAACCCCGACUCCACUUACGACUACAGGAGCGACAUCUGGUCUCUGGGAAUCACAGCGAUCGAGAUGGCAGAAGGAGCACCUCCGCUGUGCGACAUGCAUCCCAUGAGAGCGCUGUUCCUCAUCCCGCGGAAUCCUCCUCCCAAACUCAAGUCCAAGAAAUGGUCCAAAAAGUUCAUCGACUUCAUCGAGGGCUGCCUGGUGAAGACGUACCCGAGCCGCCCGUCCACCGAGCAGCUGCUAAAACACUCGUUCAUCCGAGACCAGCCGACCGAGCGCCAGGUCCGCAUCCAGCUCAAAGACCACAUCGACCGCACGCGCAAGAAACGCGGCGAGAAAGAGGAGACUGAGUACGAGUAUAGCGGCAGUGAUGAAGAGGAUGAGAACAGAGGUGAUGAGAGAGAGUCCAGCUCCAUCCUGAACGUUCCAGGUGAGUCGACUCUGAGGCGGGACUUCCUGCGUCUGCAGCAGGAGAACAAGGAGCGCUCCGAGGCGCUGAAGCGGCAGCAGGCCCAGCUGGCAGCACAGCGCCGCGACCCCGAGGAGCACAAGCGCCAGCUCCUUCACGACCGCCAGAAACGCAUCGAGGAGCAGAAGGAGCAGCGGCGAAGACUCGAGGAGCAACAGAGGAAGGAGCGUGAGAUGGUGAGGCAGCAGGAGAAGGCUCCUCAUCGGAGACUCGACGAUAUGAGACGGGAGGAGGACCGCAGGAUGGCCGAGAGAGAGCAGGAAUUUAUAAGGCAUAAGCUGGAGGAAGAGCAGAGGCAGUUAGAAAUCCUCCAGCAGCAGCUUCUGCAGGAGCAGGCCUUGCUGAUGGAGUAUAAGAGGAAGCAGCUGGAGGAGCAGAGGCAGUCGGAGAGGCUACAGAGGCAACUGCAGCAGGAGCACGCUUACCUCGUCUCCCUGCAACAGCAGCAGCAGCAGCAGCAGCAACAACAACAACAGCAGGAGAAGAAACCGCUUUAUCAUUACAGCAAGAACCUGGAUAACAACAAGCCUGCCUGGGCCAGAGAGGUGGAGGAGCGGAGUAAACUGAACAGACAGGGUUCACCCAAAAUCUGCACCACCGUUUCCGACACGAACAUCCAGUCACGAUCUGACUCGAUCAGCCAAUCAGGAGGCGUGCAGGCUGCGCAGACUCCGCCCAUGCAGAGACCCGUCGAACCCCAAGGUGGCCAGGGCAAGUUCCAGAUGGCACACCUGGUGCCCCUGAAGCCGUACGCCGCGCCCGUGCCGCGCUCCCAGUCCCUCUGCGAUCAACCCACUAAGACCAUGUCCGCCUUCCCCACCCAGGACACCUCCCCCACCCCAACACCCCGGCCACUGCACUCGCGCGAGCUCGUCCGCCAGAACUCGGACCCCACGUCUGAAAGCCCCGCCCCUCAGCAGCGCCCAAUAAGAGACGACCACGGCCCUUGGAUCCGCCUCCCUGAGAUCGAACAGCCUCCAAAGAUUCCUCAGAGAACCGCGUCUAUCGCUACGGCUCUUAACACUAACCUGUCGUCUGGGAUCAGGCACCCAGUACGGGCCAGCAAUCCAGAUUUGAGCCGCAAUGACCGCUGGGAAAGAGGAGACAGCAUGAGCCUCAUGUCCAACCUGCCUCAGACCGGCUCCCUGGAGAGACACCGCAUCCUCAGUUCGUCCAAAAUGGACUCGUCUCCCAUCCUUUCCCACGACGGCCGACACAAACCUGGAGAAUCCCGCACCUCAUCCAGACCUAGCAGACCAGCGAGCUAUAAGAGAGCAAUAGGAGAGGAUCACGGGCUGUACUCGAAGGAGCGCGCUGAGGAACAGCCACGUCCUCCGGUGAAGGCCAACGACUACUCGUCUUCCUCAGAGAGCAGCGAGAGCAGCGAGGAGAGCGAGAGUGGAGAAGGGCAGGAGGAGGAGAGUCCCACUGACCGGCCACGAGACCCAGACUCGGACUCAGUGAACACCAUGGUGGUCCACGAGGAGGAGGAGGGGGAAGGAGGAGAGGAAGAGCGAGCCGGGGGUUACGGCGAUCAAACCAUGCUUGUUCAGAGGACUCCUGAGAAGCGCAAUCAUAACGGAUACACCAACCUACCUGACGUGGUUCAGCCGUCCCACUCCCCCACCGACUCCGCCUCCCACUCCUCUCCUGGCAAAGACUCCACUUUUGACUAUCAGUCCAGAGGUUUGGUCAAGGCUUCUGGGAAAUCUUCUUUCACCACUUUUGUGGAUCUCGGAAUGUACCAGCCGUCAGGAGGGACGGGGGAGCCCAUCACAGUGGGAGGUCUGGGUUCUCGGUUUGACCAACUGAAGUUGGAGGUGAGAAAAGGCUCCAUGGUGAACGUGAACCCCACAAACACUCGGCCUGUCAGCGACACCCCCGAAAUUCGCAAAUACAAGAAGAGGUUUAACUCCGAGAUCCUCUGCGCUGCACUUUGGGGUGUAAACUUGCUGGUUGGAACAGAGAACGGGUUAAAGCUGCUGGACCGCAGUGGGCAGGGCAAAGUGUAUCCACUUAUCAACUCCCGCAGGUUCCAGCAGAUGGAUGUGCUUGAAGGACUCAACCUGCUAAUCACCAUAUCAGGAAAAAAGAACAAGGUGCGAGUGUAUUACUUGGCCUGGUUGAGGAACAAGAUCCUCCAUAACGACCCCGAGGUGGAGAAGAAGCAGGGCUGGACCACUGUAGGGGAAAUGGAGGGUUGUGUGCACUACAAAGUGGUGAAAUACGAGCGGAUCAAAUUCUUGGUCAUCGCCCUGAAGAAUGCAGUGGAGGUAUAUGCCUGGGCUCCCAAACCCUAUCACAAAUUUAUGGCCUUCAAGUCGUUCACUGACCUGCCCCACCGACCCCAGCUGGUCGACCUGACCGUAGAAGAAGGACAGAGGCUGAAGGUCAUCUACGGUUCGAGCGCCGGCUUCCAUGCCAUCGACGUAGAUUCCGGAAACAACUACGACAUCUACAUUCCUGUCCACAUCCAGUCUCAGGUGACUCCGCAUGCGAUCGUCUUCCUUCCCAGCUCCGACGGAAUGGAGAUGCUGCUGUGUUACGAGGAUGAGGGAGUGUACGUCAACACCUACGGCCGCAUCAUCAAAGACGUGGUGCUGCAGUGGGGAGAGAUGCCCACCUCUGUCGCUCAUAUCUGUUCUAAUCAGAUCAUGGGCUGGGGUGAGAAGGCUAUAGAGAUCCGCUCGGUAGAGACCGGUCACCUGGACGGAGUGUUCAUGCACAAGAGAGCUCAGAGACUCAAGUUCCUGUGUGAGAGAAACGACAAGGUAUUCUUUGCGUCGGUGAGGUCCGGAGGAAGCAGUCAGGUCUACUUCAUGACCCUGAACAGAAACUGCAUUAUGAACUGGUGAUAGAGCAGUCAUGUGACCACCGUUCCCUCCACUCUUUCUCUCCUUAUCCAGUUCCCUGUAUAUCUCUGUUUCGCUUUCUCUCACACACACAUUCUAACACACACUGUAAAUAGAUACAGUGCCCACACGCUUUGGCUCACACACAGCAAGGCCUCACAUACACACAACUCCCAGAAAUGCGCGCACACACACACACACACACAUGCGCACACGCUCAAACACAUACACACACACACACACACACACACACACACUCCAUACUGUCAUUAGGAGAAAUGGAUGUUCGCUUAACAAUGAGCCUGUUGUACAAAUAUUUCUGGGGAUGAUCAGCGUGUGGGUGUGUACGCUUGUGCGCACCAGGCGCUUGUGUGUGUGUGUGUGUGUGUUGCGAGGCACGAUGACACUGAAUGGCUUCGCAUUUAGUUUUUCAGCACCAGAACAAAAUCAUUUUGCUUUUAUUAGAGAUUCCAGUGGAUUCGUGGUUUGUUUUUCUUUGCUACAAGAUUCUUUUCAUUUCAUUUCAUUGCGUUUUUUUUUACAUUCCAACUCGAACACCACCGAAGAGAAGAGACGAAGAAGCGGCAGCAUGCGACAGCUGACGGUUUUCCCGGCGCUCGUCGCCGCCCCCUGCCGCUUCCAGGCUGUACUGCAGCAUCUGUAAUUUUCCAUUUUCACACUGUAAUCCAGUAGCGUAGUCGUUCAAUCUUAAAACAGUUUAACAAAAUAUAUCGGUGACUUUACGUUUUCGGCCUAGCGGAACGUUUUAGACUAACGUUAGAGGAGCGGUCAUAUUUCCGGCUCGUCCGCUCUCGUUUAAGUUUUCCCUUCGUAUCGAUCGUAUAUAGUCGCCGCUUUUAAGAAUCUUGGGUUCGGCUUGUCGCUCGCACAGUACCGACGAGCGACCACUAUUACGAGCAGUCUCUCUGAUUUAGCCUUGAAGAAUGCUUCUUCUUUUUUUUUCUUCUUUUUCUUUCUCUAUAAUUUUUUUUUUUGUCUGAAGUUCCAGUAUAUCUCGGGCUGUUUGAUAUUCUCUGUAUGUAUAGGUAUUUGGUAUUUGAUUCCUACUUUAAUAAUCUUUUGCUGUUCUCUUGCAAUACCGUGCUGUAAUCGUGCUGUACUCGUUCAAAGUUUUCACGAGGUCGAGUUCCUCUAAAAAGAAAAAAAAAAAAAACACAGUCGGAUUACGAGGUCGGGGAGAAAUCGUAUUUUUGGUUUUUUUGGCAGCAGAGACGUGGACUUAUAUUGAGUUGAAAUCAAUAGAUGAAGCGAAUGGUGGAGAUUUGUAAUGUAAAAGAAAGUUUAGAACUGAAAAUCAGCCGAGGCAUUGGAGGGAGAACGGACGCGAGUCGAUAAAAUACAAGAAAGCAGUUCUGUGCCUAGUGAUGAUGAUAAAGCGAUUUUAUUGCUUUCUGCAUAUUAGAGAUCUCUGAUAUUGCUGAUUUUUUGCUUUUCUUCAGCUUGAACGGAUUAUUGUUUAAAACUUGGGGGUUUCUGCUGCCAGAAAAAAAAACAACUCCCUGGUGUAACAUAAAGCCUUAUUUGAAUGAAAAUCUAAAAAAAAAUAUAUAUAUAUAUAUAUAUAUAUAUAUAUAUAUAUAUAUAUAUAUAUAUAUAUAUAUAUAUAUAAAAAUAUGAAAAUCUUUGAUUUGGAGUGCAUGGGAUAAGCAGUGAGAAUCAUUUUGUUUGGUGAAAAUAAAAAUCGCUUUCAUUAGUUAGUAAGACACGUUUUUUUUUUUGUUUGUUUGUUUGUUUAUAUUUAAUUUCAUUUGAAACCGUGACUUAGGCUUGGAUUUUUUUUCCGUGCGUGUGUACGGGUGUGAGACUGUACUAUAGCGUACACAGCGUGGGUCCAAAGCAAUAGCAGUGUGACUGGCGAGCUGAUUGCAGCUCUGCAAUACUAGCAAAGCAUCACAACAUUUUCUUCUUCUUCUUUUUCUUCUUCUUCUUCUUGUUCUUCCCCCCGUUUUCACUAUUCCUUAUUAUUCCUUAAGGUCUUCUGUGGAUCCAAAAAAAAAAAAAAAUCUUUGGUUUACAAAUCGAGUUAUAUUAUAUAAAUAUUAUUUUGUUUGUAUAGCGAAUUUCCUUCCUACAUGCUCAUUAUGUAGUUUGUCAUUUUAAGAAAUCCGGACGUAGAUUUAGACCCCUGUGGAGGAGAGAAGUAAUAGCGCGAUGAGGAAAAAAAAAAUUGAUGGACAGAUCACUUUAUUCAUCCCAGAGCGAAAUUUAAAAGCAAAUCUACAGCAUCUGGGAGUUGUUUUUGUUUGGGUUUUUUUUAUUACAGAAAGCAUAUAAUGAAUCGUUACUACCAGAAAGAUUAUAUAUCUAUAUAUAAAUGAGUCGAAUGAAAGAUUCACGAUUGUAUAAAACAUAUAAAAGCACUUUGAUCUCGCUGUUUUCUACCAGCCGAGAGACAGACUUAGUUUAAUUACGAGGUGGUAUCAAAAAGUUUCAAGUCUAGUUUUCUAACAUGCCAGUAGAUGGCAGCACGAGGCUGCACGCAUGGUCACAGGGAGCACCGACCUUCAUAAGUCAGUGUGCCAAAAGACAUCGUCUUGUGUACACCAGGAGCUGUUCUGACCACGUGCGCUCUCCUUGCACGCGAGUUUCUCGCCAGAAACAUGAUCCCACUUCCGCACCCACCCUCCCUGGCAUGAUUUAGCUCCUUCAGACUUCGGAUGAAGAUCUUCGAGAAGAAGACUUUGAUCAAUGUGAGGUGAUACCACCUCAUAUAUUCGCUCUGUAAUAUACUAUAGAUGAAACGGAUGUAAAUUGAAUCGAACUACACGUAGAAACAUCUCGGUGUCUUUAUGAAGCAUUUCAGGGUGAUCAUGAGCGGCCAUCUUGGAUAAAUUAGGAACGUAUAAAAUUGUACUCAAAUGAAACCGAACAGAUAAUCAGUGGGAUUUAAAAGCAAAUGUGUGAAGUCUUGAGGUUUUUUUCUUUAUUUUUUUUUUUAAAUAUAUAAAUACACUAUAUGGACAAAUGUUUGUGGACAAAUGACUAUAAGAUUGGUACUUUUUUUUUUUUCUUUUCUUUUUUCUUCCCCAAUCGCAUGGAGCGUCUUCAUCUGCUGUUAUAAGAGACUCCACUCUUCUGGGAAGAUGUUUCAUAGAUUUUGAUGGAGAUUUGUGCUCAUUCAUAAAGUCAGGUACCAUACUGAUGUCUGUAUCCUAAAGGUGUUCAAUAGGGUUUAAACUCGGAUCUAUCAUUUCUAACCCAUUGGAAAGCAGAUCAGCAUGGAGGUGGUUUUGUGCACAGUUGCAUCGUCAUGGUGGAGCAGGUUUGGGUCUCCUACUUCUCCUAAGAGAAUUUCAAGCUACCAUCCAAAAAACACAAUUGUGUGCCUCCAACAUGGUGGUAACAGUUUGGGGGAAGAACCACAUAUUGCUGGAAAAGUCGUUUGUCCCAAAACCUUUGGUCAUACAGUGUAUUUCCAUUAGUAAUUAAUUCAAAGGCAAAACUAAAGCAGGAAGUGAGUUUUUUUUAUUUUUUUAUUUAUUUUUUUUUUAUUUUUUUACCUCCAAUGCACUGAAAUGUAAAUAGUGGGAAAUGUAAUCCACUGUUUAGACUUUAACAAAUGUACUACUUUUAAUUAUUUAGUUUUUCACACACACACACGUCCAUUUUGUGUUCAGUAAGCUUUUUUUAUUAACGUUUGGGGAGGAUCCCUAAACCCCCCCCCCACAUUUGAACUGCCAUGUUUACCGUUAUAUAGCAGUGCCUUGGAGCCGGGUUGUGGAUGUUUUUGUGGGUUGUGUAUGCAUGUGUGUGUGUCAGCAAAGAAUGCUGUAAGAGUGUAUUUUUUAUUUUAUUUUUUUUAGUAAUAUGCCCCACCGAACUCCACCCCCUAAUUACAUAACUAGUUCAGGGAGGAAGUAGAACUAAAUAAAGCCGGUGCAAUCAGAGACGUAUCUCGUGUCAAGAAAGUGCACUUAAACUGACGUUAAGUUCAGGCCCCGAAAAAAAAAAAAGCCAUCGCAUCUGGGAAGCUCCUCACCCCAAAAAUGAAAGCAGGUCAUAAUAUUUUUACGUGUAGAGAGGCCCGGGUCGGGACCCUCCGCCUGGGAUGGACACAUCGAACAGGAUGAACUGAGAUUCCGAUCAAACAAGACAAAAGCUGGAUAUUUUUUAUAGAUUUCUUUUCUAUAUCGUUGCACACUGAACAUAAAAACCUGAAAAUAUCCUGUCCUUUCAUACAGGAAACAACUUUUCUUUUCUCCUUCCCUUCUUUUUCUGUAGUUCAUGCUGAAUUAGGUUUAAUUGUGAACUCAAUAUAAUCCGUUCCACUAGUUCAAUUGUGCUUUAGUGAGUGAAGGCAGUGUGAUAAGUGAAUAAUCAACACACAAAGACCUGGUGAAUAUUUUGAAUAUUCAUUCGUCCUGAACUCUGAAAUUCUAUAAUCAAUUGUUAAAUUUGAAAUCAAUUACAAUACAAAGAGAUGUUUUAUUUUCAUUCUGUAUCCAUAUUGUGCUCUCUAUCUGUCUGUCUGUCUGUCUGUCUGUCUGUCUGUCUGCACACCCACAUAUACAUUGAUGGAUUGAUAGGUAGAUAGAUAGAUAGAUAUAGAUCUGUCUCUCUCACUUGCUAUAUAUAUAUAUAUGUCUCUCUCUCUCUCUCUCUCUCUCUCUCUCGUUUGUAAGCUUUAAGUUUCCGACCCUUGGCUGUAAAGGUUUGGGUUGCCAUGGUGAGGAUUCGCUUCCAUGCGUCGUGAUGUAGCGAAUCCCCCCGUCUUCACACACACACACCAUUUCCAGAAUCUCGUGUUUCUCGAUCGCUUUCGUCCGGAGCAUUUCGUACCAAAUGUUUAGCAGAUGCAUCAAUAUUUUCCCCACUGUCUAAAAAGAUUUAUUUUUUAAAUAAUUUAUAAAUCUAUAUCUAAAUAUAUCUAUAGAUCCGAAUAGUUUUAACGAGAGGAUGUUCUAUAAACGGUUUAAGAUACCGAGAGUUUAUUAUGAAAGUGUACUCUGGGAAAUGUAAUCGAUCACCCGAGGGUUAUUUUGCUCCACGCGAGCUAGGGGGCGUACACUUCGCAACUGUAGCGAACGAUCGCAUUUUUCUCCGUAACGCCUCGGGGGCGGCCAUAAUGACGUUUUGAAGCACAAUGUAUAUUUUCUGUUUUCGCCGUGCUGUGAUUCAGUUAGGAGACUGCACUGAUGCUCGCUCGCUCGCUCUCUCUCUCGUUCACUCACUCUGUGUGCUUUAUAAAAGCGCGAGCGUGGGUGCGUGUAUGUGUGAAUAGGCGAGCUAUUUUUGAACCAAGUAUGUACUGUUCAUGAUUCUCCAGAAGAGAAAAUGAGGAGGAGGAUUAGAGUUAGGAGGAGAAAAAAAAACACCUCUUUUUUUUGGAGAUUGUAUGGACCAUAUAAUUGUACGUAAGAUCUUUCACUGUUCCUUCAGAGAUUUUCGCUUUUUUCAUUUAGCAUCACGCAGACACAACACAGCACGAUAACGACUUAGAUACCACCAACGUAUGUCAGAUAAAUAGUAAAGGAUACGAUCCAGAUUAAGAUGGCGCAGGUAUUCCGGCGCUCAGACGGCGCAGUGCGAUUUACGUUUCGUUACGCCAUAUUUAGGUCACGAUGAUGUCAUAACGUGUACCAGGUCACGUGCGGAUUCCAUAUGUGUUUACAGCAUACUUUUUUACGACGACGGUGACGAGGUUGUGGUAUGACGGGCUACUCUGCGGCGCCCCCUUUCUGCAUACGUGCAUAAAUGUCGUUUUUUUAAAAAUCACGCUGUUUAAUUCUCAGGCGUAUUUAGUGGCUUUGACCCCAGUGGUCUUCUGGAGGGAAUUUAAUACAAAUCCAGUCUCAAGACUUUGGACUCAUCCACAGGCAGCAUGUAACUCACACCUGAAGAUUUCAGGUCAUUUUCCAGAAACAUCUGGGGAAUUUUGGAAAUAUUCAAAGUUGCCAAUUACCAGGAAUUUAAGGGAAUUUAUUAAGAAAUAUUGGGAAAUGUAUCAUAUACAAACAUAAAUCUCAACAUUUUGUUUGUUCAGAAGUUCACAUGCAGCCACGCAAUAGAUUUUUGAAAAAAUGACAUGUUUGACUUUGAUUUAAUUGUUAGUAUCAUUUUUGGCACAUUGAAAUAUAAAUGUAUGUAAUAUUUGUUAUUUACGUGAACACUCGCCAAGAUGGACGUUUUUUGACGUGCAGGAUUCAAGAAAUGGUGUGCAUGUGAUUGAAUGUGCAAGUAGAAAUUUAACUAAAAUCACAUUAAAUCUGGUUGUUUUAACCAAAGUUA
This is a messenger RNA of Silurus meridionalis, 11039 nucleotides long. RefSeq names its product misshapen-like kinase 1 (gene mink1). Lineage: Eukaryota; Metazoa; Chordata; Actinopteri; Siluriformes; Siluridae. The transcript has 32 exons. Gene Ontology annotation, biological process: protein phosphorylation. Bases 861 to 4793 code for a protein of 1310 amino acids. Gene Ontology annotation, molecular function: ATP binding; protein kinase activity. The record is from RefSeq and is a predicted model, not a curated record.